This is a messenger RNA of Guillardia theta CCMP2712, 1155 nucleotides long. RefSeq lists its product as hypothetical. The record is from RefSeq and is a predicted model, not a curated record. The annotation marks the transcript as partial. The transcript has a single exon. NCBI's taxonomy places the organism in Eukaryota, Cryptophyceae, Pyrenomonadales, Geminigeraceae. Gene Ontology annotation, molecular function: protein binding.
CCGACAGUGACGGCGGUGGUACGAGGACAGGGGGAGCUGAUCGGGCUGCUGAAGGCGGGCGGAUACGACAUGGACGAGCGGACGGAGGACGGGAGGACAGGGCAGCAUGUAGCGGGGAUGCUGGGGAGGGCGGGGAGCGUGAGGGAGCUGAUACAGGCAGGAGCAGAGGUAGGAGCGAAGGACAAGGCAGGAAAGACGAUGGUGCACUGGGCGGCGGAGUAUGGGCAAGUGAAGGUGCUGAAGACGGUAGAGGAAGAAUGCGGGAAAGAGACUCUGAGGACCUUGAUGAGGGAGAAGGACAAGGAUGGCAGGACAUGCGCGCACUAUGCGAGUGAGGGAGGGCGGUUGGAGGUAGUGCGGUAUGUUGUAGAGACAUGCGGGGAGGAGGUGCUGGGGGAGAAGGACAAUGCCGGCAUGACAUGCGCGCGCAUGGCGAGUCAAGGCGGGCACAUGGAGGUAGUGCAGAACGUCGUGAGGACAUGCGGGGAGGAGGUGCUGAGGGAGAAGGACAAGCACGGCUGGACAUGCGCGCAUCAGGCGAGUGAGAGAGGGCGGUUGGAGGUAGUGCGGUACAUUGUAGAGACAUGCGGGGAGGAGGUGCUGAGGGAGAAGGCCGAGCACGGGAGGACAUGCGCGCACUAUGCGAGUAAGGGAGGACACUGGGAGGUGCUGCGGUAUGUUGCAGAGACAUGCGGGGAGGAGGUGCUGAGGGAGAAGGACGACAACGGCUGGUCAUGCGCGCACUGGGCGAGUGAGGGAGGGCACUUGGAGGUAGUGCGGUAUGCUGCAGAGACAUGCGGGGAGGAGGUGCUGAGGGAGAAGGACAAGGACGGCAGGACAUGCGCGCACUAUGCGAGAAUGAGAGGGCACUUGGAGGUGCUGCGGUAUGUUGCAGAGACAUGCGGGGAGGAGGUGCUGAGGGAGAAGGACAAGUACGGCAGGACAUGCGUACACUAUGCGAGUGAGGCAGGGCAGUUGGAGGUGCUGCGGUAUGCUGUAGAGACAUGCGGGGAGGAGGUGCUGAGGGAGAAGGACGAAGACGGCAAGACAUGCGCGCACUGGGCGAGCUACAGAGGGCACGUGGAGGUGCUGCGGUAUGCUGUAGAGACAUGCGGGAAGGAGGUGCUGAGGGAGAAGGACAAGCACGGCAGGACA